CCGGCUCCCCACCUCACUGCCCAGAGGCCCCUGCCCGAGUCCCCACCGCCGGGGUCCCUGCAGUGCCGACGGCCACCAUGGACAUCGCCAUCCAGCACCCCUGGUUCAAGCGUGCGCUGGGCCCCUUCUACCCCAGCCGGCUGUUCGACCAGUUCUUUGGGGAGGGCCUCUUUGACUACGACCUGCUGCCCUUCCUGUCGUCCACCAUCAGCCCCUACUACCGGCAGUCGCUCUUCCGCACCGUGCUGGACUCGGGCAUCUCCGAGCUCAUGAGCCACAUGUGGUUUGUAAUGCACCAACCACAGGCUGGGAGCCCCAAGAACAACCCCACCAAGGUCCGGUCUGACCGGGACAAGUUCGUCAUCUUCCUGGACGUGAAGCACUUCUCUCCGGAGGACCUGACGGUGAAGGUGCAGGAGGACUUCGUGGAGAUCCACGGCAAGCACAACGAGAGGCAGGACGACCACGGCUACAUCUCCCGCGAGUUCCACCGCCGCUACCGCCUGCCUUCCAACGUGGACCAGUCGGCCCUCUCCUGCUCCCUGUCCGCCGACGGCAUGCUGACCUUCUCCGGCCCCAAGGUGCCGUCCGGCGUGGACGGCGGCCACAGCGAGCGAGCCAUCCCCGUGUCCAGGGAGGAGAAGCCCAGCUCGGCCCCUUCCUCCUAAGCUCUGCCUCGGCCUCGGCCCCGCCUGCUGCUGCCCCCAUUCCCAUCCGCCGGGGGGACCCCAGAAAGCGGGGCGUCUGUCUUCCUCCUCUUUCUUCUUUUCGUCCUCUUUUCCUCUUCUUCUCUGGGGGAAGGAGGGUUUGCCAGAGCAGCUUGGGGAGCUUGGGGCCUCGGCCUGAGGUGCUGUGACCUUGGGGUGACCUGGAUGGCGACGCCAGCCGCUUGGUGGGAGUGACAGCUGCCCCACCUGUUUUAGACAGCAGCCCCACCCUCUCGGGGGACUCAGGCCUGUCUGGCUGGCCGAAAGGGCAGGAGGAGAACACCGCUGCUGGGUCAUCUCGGGGUGACUCAGCUCGGAGCCCCUGACGCCCACGCCAGUACCCGGCCGCGUGCCCGCCCACAGUUCCCGGCCCCGAGGUCCCCGCCCGCUGGAAGCCCCGUGCGCCCAGGCCCUCUGCAGCCUGCUUCCCUCAGACCACCCUCCCCCCUCCUUCCUGUCUCUACUAUGCUCUCGGGGCAUCUGGCCACCCGCGACCCUGCGGCCUGUGGCGUGGCAGCCAAUAAAGAGCAGGUGACACAAGCAA
Molecule: messenger RNA, 1251 nt
Organism: Phyllostomus hastatus (greater spear-nosed bat)
Lineage: Eukaryota; Metazoa; Chordata; Mammalia; Chiroptera; Phyllostomidae
Gene: CRYAA
Product: crystallin alpha A
Exons: 4
Coding region: 78-668 (196 amino acids)
Biological process (GO): protein refolding; response to heat; lens development in camera-type eye
Molecular function (GO): protein folding chaperone; structural constituent of eye lens
Source: RefSeq, a predicted model, not a curated record